AUGUCCGAAAUUGGCCCGACUUCAAAGCCGGAAGUUGGCACGACUUCAAAGCCGGAAGUUGACCCCACUUCAAAGCCGGAAGUUGACCCGACUUCAAAGCCGGAAGUUGGCACGACUUUGAUACCUCAAAUUGGUAAUACAGCUUCAAGGCCGGAACUUGCCACGACUCCAAUGCCAGAAUUAAGAACCACGCCAACUUCAGUGAUGGGGACCACACGGCUACCUGGACCUGAAUCAUUGCAAUCAUCCGUCGCAUUUCCUUACGAAAAAAUUAUGCAAUUUCCUUCAACAACGGUUCAACCAGAAACUCGACACACAUCUCCGAUUAAUUCAGGGUCAGAAAAUAUAUUAAACGAGGAAUCACAUCGACCUCAGGACACCACAAUAACUAAUUCCGUGAUAGAAACCUCUGCUCAUGAACAAGUAACACAACCAGCGGGUAUUACGCAAACCAAAGAAACGAUGCAGCAAAUUACAGUAAGCUCUGCCAGUGAUGCUAUGCGACCAGAAGGGAGAACAUUUGUCACACAACAGUCAGUUAUCACGGUUACAAGCCAAUCCAAUGCAGCAGAAAAUAAGACAGCGACAACGUCAGGAGGGGCUAAUGAUUUGACUACUGCGAAUUCAACAGCUACAGUCAUUACAAAUCUCACACGGACAGAUGAUAGUUCUCUAGCUACAGAAACAUCCAUCAAACCUUUGCAAACCCUACCUGCAAACGGAAAUGAGCAAAAAAACUCAUUAAAUUCACAACCGGGAGGCAUAGUUGAUGCACAUUCUCAGUAUUUUAAAGCUACGGAAAAAUCCACAAAAUCAACUACAAAAUAUAAAUUUCGACAUGGCGUCAAUGCACCUUCGUCCGCGAUCGUCGAAAAUUCAUCACAAUUUUCUGCAGACGCAUUACCCACAAACUUGCACCCAACCAGUGCACAAAAUCCUAACCCAUUGAUUGCUGAUAGCUCAAAUGCAACGAGUACAGCUACAAAUUCUGCAAUUAUUGCAUCUGCUAAGGAAGAUCAGAUAAGUUCAUCAACAACCACGAAGUUUCAACCUACUGUAAAAUUUACCCCGAUAAAUCCUCCCCCGAGUCCUGAAACGAUUCAUCAAAGUACAACAGUGACCACAAGUACACUUGUGAAAGAUCAAAUAGAAAGUAAAGAAAAUCAGCCCCAACAAUUGCCAAGCGCAACAAAAGAUUCCAAUCUCUCCAAUUACCAAUCUUCACCGAAAAUAAACUCGGAUUCUGGAACACAAACUAAAGAACCUCUUGAAACGGACAGUAUUGCAUUACUCAGAUAG
Messenger RNA from Folsomia candida, 1299 nucleotides. Its product is annotated as mucin-5AC. Lineage: Eukaryota; Metazoa; Arthropoda; Collembola; Entomobryomorpha; Isotomidae. The record is from RefSeq and is a predicted model, not a curated record. The transcript has a single exon. Bases 1 to 1299 code for a protein of 432 amino acids.